Molecule: messenger RNA, 1408 nt
Organism: Fundulus heteroclitus (mummichog)
Lineage: Eukaryota; Metazoa; Chordata; Actinopteri; Cyprinodontiformes; Fundulidae
Product: conserved oligomeric Golgi complex subunit 3-like
Biological process (GO): intracellular protein transport; Golgi organization; intra-Golgi vesicle-mediated transport
Cellular component (GO): COG complex; membrane; cis-Golgi network
Source: RefSeq, a predicted model, not a curated record
GGCCUUGCGCCAAGCCCCGCCCAGACUCCCGGAACAGGAACCUGUUUGUUGCUGCUGCUGCUGACGUUGAUGCUCGCCUCGGUGACGAUGGCGUCCACGGAUCUGUCGCUCCUGGAUCUAACAGACAAGGAAACCCGGGAGAAACUGUCCCUAUGGGACCGCCGUACGGAGGCCACGGCCCCACUGACGGAGAAGCAGAUGGACUCGGUUCUGGAGAUCCGAGCGGCGGCCGAAACGCUGUCUGUUCCCUCGGAGCUGCCCAUUGAGGAUCUGUGCAGCCUGUCGUCUCGGUCCUUGCAGUCCCCGUUCACAGCGACGGUGCCUGCGUCAACAGAGGACGUCCUGCUCAAAGGCUUUCAGAUGCUCCAAAUGGAAACUGAUCGAAUAGAAACUGCACAGCAGUUCUUUGCCUGGUUUGCCAAGUUGCAGACAAACAUGGACUUGGAUGAGAACGCAAAGUACAGGAGAACCAGAGAUGAUCUAAACAGCUACCAAGAACAAUGUGAUGCUAUUCUGAAAGAUGUGAACAUGGCUCUUGAGCAUUUGGAUUCUCUUCAGAAACAGUACCUGUUUGUGUCCAAUAAGACCGGGGCCUUGCAUGAGGCCUGUGAACAGCUGCUGAAAGAACAAUCAGAGCUUGUCAACCUGGCAGAGAGCAUUCAGCAGAAACUGUCAUAUUUUAACGAGUUGGAAAACAUAAACACGAAACUGAAUUCUCCAACUUUGUCUGUAAAUAGUGAAGGUUUUAUACCAAUGUUGUCCAAAUUGGAUGACUGCAUAGAAUAUGUUUCCUCACAUCCAAAUUUCAAGGAUUAUCCAGUUUAUUUGGCUAAAUUUAAACAAUGUCUGUCUAAAGCUAUGCACUUCAUGAAGGUCUACAUCGUAAACACUAUGCAAUCUCUUACCAGCCAGUUAACAAAACGGGAUCCUAUGGGUCUCACUAACGCAGACAACGCCUUUACGCUUUAUUAUGUUAAAUUUAGAGCAGCAGCUCCUAAAGUUAGAUCACUGAUCGAACAGAUAGAGCAGCGAGCAGAGAAAAUUCCAGAGUACCAGCAGCUGCUUGAGGAAAUCCAUCAGUGCUAUCUUGACCAGAGAGAGCAGCUGCUCAGCCCCUGCAUUACAUCCACCAUUACCGACUUGACCAAGCAAAACAACAAAGACCACUGUGCUCUGGUUCGAAGUGGCUGUGCAUUUAUGGUCCAUGUGUGUCAGGAUGAACAUCAGCUGUUUAAUGAGUUCUUCUCCAAGCCCACAUCUAGAUUAGAUGAACUUUUAGAGAAGUUAUGCGUGUCGCUGUAUGACGUUCUGCGGCCGCUGAUAAUCCACAUCAUCCACCUCGAAACCCUGUCUGAGCUGUGCAGCAUCCUAAAGAAUGAGAUGCUGGAGGACCAUGUUCAAAACAACG